This is a messenger RNA of Medioppia subpectinata, 1583 nucleotides long. The record is from the annotation of a GenBank genome assembly. NCBI's taxonomy places the organism in Eukaryota, Metazoa, Arthropoda, Arachnida, Sarcoptiformes, Oppiidae.
GCAUUGCAUUGAAUGUAUUGAAUGUUUUGGUGCCAAUACAAGUGAACACAAGUGGGAGUUAAGGCUAAGGUGUGAGUGAGUGUUGAGUCCGUGAGUCGGAGUCUAUGCAACGCUUAUAACACGUAAUCUUUAAUAAACCGACGAAAAUAUAUUACGUAAACGCGAGACACUAUUGCAGUGCUAAAGGGCUGUCUCUGCCAGUAGUGGGCAAUCAUAUCAGUGCUGAACAGUUUGUGUUAGUAAACCAUAGACUCUCUCUCUCUCUCUCUCCCUCUGCGCCUUCAAAUCCAUAUGUCAUUGCAUUUGCGACAAAACAUAUUGUAAUUGUUUUAAAACAUCCAAUAAAUCAUUAAUUGGUUUUUUAAAUUACUUUUCAAACCACGCGUUAAUCCAUACGACAGUCGACUCGCUAUUAGUGUUGUAUUAGUGAGUGUUUUGAGUGAUAUGUGGACCACAACUGUCUUAAGACCGACACAUGUUUGAUGUUUGAACCGAUUUUCAAGUGAAGUGUUUUUCGGACAUUAGUUUCUUGACGACAACUGGUGUUUGAAAUACCCAUUGAUUUACUGAUUGUUAACGCGAUUUACAAAAAGCCGACAAUGAAUAAGACGUGGUCUGAGAGGAGUGUUUGCGAUGACUUUCAUUUGUCACCAAACAGUCUGUUGUCUUCGUUUGAGACCUCCAUCGACGACGACCUGAGCUUCGAGUUCUCACAGAUGGUGGACAACAACGACCCGUGGAUUGGGAACGGAGUGAUCGAUAAUAUCAAUAUAUUUAGCGGACAAAUGUUUGACGAAGACUUUAACUCAGAUUCAAGCAAAUCGAGUGUAUCGUUAAGUCCGGAACCGGUGUCCGUGAAAUGCGAGGUCGAGAUCGACAACGAGAUCGAAAUCAAUAGCGAAGAACUCAACGACUGUAACAUUGAUUCGCCGGUGAGUUAUACGGAGAGCACGGGAAGCAGUUCUUCGUCGCAAAACUAUGACUUCUCCAAAGUAGUACUCCUGAGCGCACAGAACAUCAAAAAAGAGCCCAAAGAAUACAAUAGUGGGUCGAGUACUAAGAGCUCACCGAAGACAUCGCCAAAGAGCCGAACGCCGAGGAAUAUAAAGAUCACGGAUUUGGUUCUCACCGACGAAGAGAAGCGAUUGCUGGCCAAAGAAGGUUACCACGACUUCCCCUCUGGAAGUCUACCCCUCACUAAACACGAGGAGAAAAUACUGCGAAAAAUACGGCGAAAGAUCCGCAACAAGAAGUCGGCCCAAUGCUCGCGGCAGAGGAAGAAGGAGUACUUGGAAGACCUCGAGAGGCGGUUCGACGAACGCAACCACGAGAACGAACAGCUCAAGAAGGAAGUGAUCAAAUUGAAGAAAGACAACGACACUCUCCUCAUGAAAAUGAAAAAGAUUCUGUCGAUGAACGGACAGAACGCCUCAUUCAAGUCAUCCUUCUUCGUCAUCAUUCUUAGUUUCCUAUUAAUUCUCGUGCCUUACUUUAGACCCGAAAUGGAAGAGUUUGGUCUGAAUGAGAAGGAUGUCGUGGGAACGGGUCGUCAUCUUCUGGCCACUCUAUAUUCAGGUUUCUAA